AUGGACGCGUUGCGACGAUGGACGACGGGAUACGAUGACGUCGGGGAGUCGAGACGCGCGGAUGGGUCUGGAUCGCGCGCGCAGGAGCCUGGGAUUGAUUUGACGACUCUGAAGGAUGGCCUCGCGAGCUCGAUGCGAUCCGUCGCCGAUCGCGGCAUGGCGCUCUUCGGCGUUGAGCACGGCGGAGACGAUGGGCAGAAGGGGAACGCGGCGCACAUGAAACCGCCCACGCCGGAGUGGGAUAAAGAGGCGACGGGUGGGCGACCGGCGGAGCGGGCGUCGUACGAGCGACGAGGCGGCGGCGGACCGACGGAACCGAGAGAUUUCGGCGACGUUGGCUCGGGUGGGAAAGGCAUGGCGAGUUAUUCGUGGGAUAAUCCACCGCCCAAGCCCGGGAGGGCGAACGAGAGCGACGAGGAUGAGGACGCGGUCAAGGAGAAGACGAUGGAAGAUUUGUUCGGGAUGGAUAAAGAACCGUCGAAGAAAUUGUUGAAGAAAAAGGCGGCGCGAGCGAAGGAACCCGGAGCACUCCACGCCGCGGUGUACGCCGGUGAUACCGUCGACGCUCGAGAGCUCCUCGAGCUCGGGGCGAACGUGAACGAGGCGAAAUCAGAGGAAGAUUCUAAGACGCCGUUGCUCGUCGCCGCGAGCAAGGGCAACGCGGACAUGGUCAGACUCUUGCUCAAGAAUGGCGCUGACCUGGACGCCAAGGACGAUUGCGAUAACAACGCGCUGCACAUCGCGUGCUCUAAGGGUCACGCAGACGUCGCGAAUCGACUCAUCAAGGCUGGAUGCGAUGUUGCAUCGAUCGCGGGCAACGGCGCCACCGCGCUUCACCUCGCGGCGAGAAAAGGUCACGACGACGUCAUCGAUCUCUUGCUCGAGCACGGGAUGGACAUCGAAUCCGUCGAUGGUAAGGGCGCCACCGCACUGCAUGCCGCGUGCAGCGGAGGAUACGAGCACGUCGUGCUGUUGCUCAUCAAGCACCGCGCGAAUGUCCACGCCGUGGAUGGCAAGGGCAAGACGCCGCGCCAAAUCGCCACGAAAAAGGGACACGACGAUUGCGCCAAGAUCAUCAAAAAAGCCAUCAAAGAAGAAGAGGCCAACGCAGCGGCGACAAAGAGGCUCGCUGAGGAACGCGCUCAGCGCGCCAAGCUCAAGGAGGAAGCCGAAACCAAGGCGGCGCUCGAGGCGCAUCGAUUGCACGAAAUCGAAGUCCAGCAUCCCGAAGCUCCGGCGAACGACGUCGUCGAGGGAUCUCCCGCAGUCUGCGAAGAAACCGCGACGGAAGUCGAAGAAUUCGCGGAAUCCACCGGCGAACCCAUACCUGAAACCGUACCCGAACCCGAAAUGGCUGAGGAAACGUGA
Ostreococcus tauri is the source of this 1368-nucleotide messenger RNA. Its product is annotated as Ankyrin repeat. The coding region runs from base 1 to 1368 and encodes 455 amino acids. The transcript has 2 exons. NCBI's taxonomy places the organism in Eukaryota, Viridiplantae, Chlorophyta, Mamiellophyceae, Mamiellales, Bathycoccaceae. Gene Ontology annotation, molecular function: protein binding. The record is from RefSeq and is a predicted model, not a curated record.